Molecule: messenger RNA, 210 nt
Organism: Prorocentrum cordatum
Lineage: Eukaryota; Dinophyceae; Prorocentrales; Prorocentraceae
Source: the annotation of a GenBank genome assembly
GCCGCGCGUGAGCUGCUCAGGAGCUCCUCGCCCUGGCACGCCGUGGACGAGGCCACCCGGAAGGAGUGCUUCGAGAUUUUCGUGGAGCACCUGGGAAACCAUGCGAAUCAGAAGAAGGACAAGAAGAAGGAUAAGAAGAAGAAGCACAAGGGAGACAAGGAGCCCCAGGGGGACGAGGCCGCGCCGGCCAAGAAGGAGAAGAAGCGGAAG